Molecule: messenger RNA, 5792 nt
Organism: Thunnus maccoyii (southern bluefin tuna)
Lineage: Eukaryota; Metazoa; Chordata; Actinopteri; Scombriformes; Scombridae
Product: adhesion G-protein coupled receptor G2
Exons: 33
Coding region: 1275-5576 (1433 amino acids)
Biological process (GO): cell surface receptor signaling pathway; adenylate cyclase-activating G protein-coupled receptor signaling pathway
Cellular component (GO): membrane
Molecular function (GO): G protein-coupled receptor activity
Source: RefSeq, a predicted model, not a curated record
UUUAAUUUAAAUUUGAUGAUAAAGCAGGGUAUGCUUUAGGGUGUGACUACGUUGUGAUUGGCAAGUUGCUACCAUGGCGACAAUGUCAGUUAGGUAACGUAAACAUGGCGCAACCACGGAUUCACAGAGCAGCCAUAACACUCGCUAUGUCAGUGUGUUUUCAGGUCAUGAAAGUUAAUUGAAACAUUUAUGUCACCUAAAAAGUCCUGUUCAGCGCUUGGUUGUACUUAAAGACCCUCUCAGGAGUCGGAUGUUCAGUUUUUCUGGAUGACAAUGCCCCAAUUCACAGAGCAUGAGGGGUCACUAAAUGGUUCGAUGAGUACGAAGAUGAUGUGAAUCAUAUGCUAUGGCCUUCACAGUCACCAGAUCUCAACUCAACUGAACACCUAUAGGAGAUUUUGGACUGAAGUGUUAGUGUUGAACAGGUGUUCUUCAGCCUUGGCAUUGAUUCAACAAGUCUCUGAACUCUUCUGGAGGUAUGAACACCAACAACUUGGUGUUUUUAACCUUUGGUAUUUGUACAGAUUAAUCAAACAAGGUAUAAUUUGUUAAUUAGUGAGUUUUAGAGAUGCUUGAUGGCAGUUUGUUUUCUGUUUGUUUGUUUUUUAACCUUUGGCUAGCUGUUUUCUCCUGCUUCCAAACUUUAUUCUAAGCUAGGCUAACCAUCUUCAGGCUGUAGCUUUAACUUUAACACACAGAUAUGAGAGUGGUGCUGAUCUUCUCAUCUAACUCUCAGCAAGAGAGAGAAUCAGUAGUUUUCCAAAAAUGUCAGACUAGUCCUUUAUGAGUAUCAUUCUGCUCAUACAGAUUGUCAGAUCUCCAGGCCUACGUCAUCCAAACUGCACAGACAGAAAACUACUCUAUUAUAUGUUAUGUUACUUCCACUGUGUGGUGCUAGAGCUCCACUAAUAUUAAUAUUACUCUACUUGACUCCCCCUUGUCUUGACCACCCUAUAUAUUUGGUACUGCAUUAGUCUAAUGUAGUGAAGUCAUACUGGCACCUCUAUAACAAUGUCUCAGAACACCUGGACCAUUUUAAAUCUGUACAAAUAUUGAUGUAGGGUGUGACUGCACAUAAUGAUCUAUUGUGGUGAAGUGGUUGUAAAUGCUGUAGUACGUGACUAAAACACAAAGCUCAGCAGCGGACAAUAACAAGAAAACACAAGCUGGAGCAGCAUCAAAUCUAACUGGAAGGUAUACUACACAGAAAGGUUUCCAGUGCUCAAAUACCAUCUUCUGCCCUUUACUUGGGGUGGCGGCACUACAGAGGCGUUAUGUCCUAUGAAAAUGAGGACAUAAAAGUCAUGAAAGCUUCAGGCAAUUGUUCUGGUGGAUUUUCCUGUUCGCACAUGUAUGCCUCCUCUGUCAGAGUGAAGAAGCCAGGCUCACAUGUCAGACAGCCACACUGGUUGCAGAUAUACCUGCUCGUUGUCCUGCUGGCAGGUCACGCUUGUAAUCAGACCUCUGCUGCUCAUUCCACUCCUUCACUUCCUGCAACAACUGCACAGACCUCAGUCUACUACUUUGUGGAUGUCACUGUGGAUGUGACUGGACAGAAGAAGAAUGAAUCAGAAAUUACAUCCUGGCUUCGCCAAGUUUUCCAAAACAAGUUGGAGAACUGCGUGUCUUCAAACCAUGAAAAAACAACUGCUGCACCCACCUCUCUCCAAACUACAUCUGCAAACACUUCAUAUGAGACAACACCAUUAGAAAGCAACACCACAACCACAGCACCAAUAACGUUAAAGACAAACACCACAACUACAAACACAACGUUACAGAGUGACAUCACAAGCACAACGGCAGCCACAACAAUGUUACAAAGCCACGUCACAACUACACCUGCAGCCACGACAAUGUUACAAAGCCACAUCACAACCACACCUGCCGCCACGACAAUGUUACAAAGCCACGUCACAACUACACCUGCACCCACCGCAGUGUUACAAAGCCACAUCACAACCACACUUGCACCCACCGCAGUGUUACAAAGCCACAUCACAACCACACCUGCACCCACCGCAGUGUUACAAAGCCACAUCACAACCACACCUGCAGCCACCGCAGUGUUACAAAGCCACAUCACAACCACACCUGCAGCCACCGCAGUGUUACAAAGCCACAUCACAACCACACCUGCAGCCACCGCAGUGUUACAAAGCCACAUCACAACCACACCUGCACCCACCACACCGUUACAAAGCUACAUCACAACCACAGCUACAACAAAUCACAUUACCACAGACGAUGUAACACAGAGCAACAACUGGAAUAACUCUUCACCUAAUGGCAGCAGGAUCAGAGCCGGCAAGCAGCGCCUUCCUCAUCAAAUUGGUGUCACUUUGGCACAAACACUGACCAGUGAGAGCAGUAACAGUAACACAACUGGCCUAUUUCAAGGAAUUGAAGUUUCAUGCGCCAUGAAGACUGCAAUAAAGAAGACCAACUGCACUGUGACACUGAGGCUGAGGCAGCGCAUACCUCCAUGUUGUAUCCUCCGUACUCUCUGUGCAGCCAGUAACACUUUGUCUAACAUCUCUGUGGUGGGAAAAAGAGCAAAUAGAUUGAAUUCUCUACAAAAUAAGUGCGACAGCAAUCCCCAAGAGGCAAAGAUUUGCAGUUACACUGGAAAAGACAAUGCAUCAUGUGAAGAGUCAUAUGUGGCAUCUAAAUACAACACAACUAACUGUGGUCCAGAAAAGGAGAAAAACAACUGCAGCUGCUCUGCUUACUGCAAUGGGACUGAUGCAUACUACACUUUUCGCGUUGAAAUACAAAAUCCCAAGAUAGACAUGUCAUACCUCCUGUCCAUGAUAUCUCAGUUGAAACAUCCACUAACCUGCCCUCCAAGUAGAGGUGUUCCAUGUCCUUUGCCCAGCAUUGCGUCUGAAUACAAGGAUGCCAAAGGGAGCUGUGGAAAUACCGACACAAUUUGCAGAGUGAUUUUAAGCUUUGCUCAUGAGGUUCCUAUCUGUAACGUGUCAGCAGCUGUGAUGAUUGUGCUUCAGUCUGUGAAAGGCAUUCGUUAUGAUGGACCAGUGACUCGAGCAGCGAUUUGUGGAAAUUCAGUUGGCGGGAAUCCACUGAAUUCCCUGGUCACAUGGUCUAACACUAACCUUAAGCCCUCAGACUUCUGCAUGGUAAUACAAGAAACUCAAAUCCUCCAAUGUAAUGGAGGAAAUGUGCUUCUGCAGCUGGACGAGCAAUGUGUUCAGAAGCCAGUCACUACACCCAGUCCAAAAGUGACAACCAUGCAACCAGACACCACCAACUCGUCUGUAAAUGUAACUUCACCCCCACUGAACACGACAACUGGAGCCCUGAACGCCACCACUACUGUCUCCACUCUUGUCUCCACUAAUGUCUCCACUAAUGUCUCCACUACUGCCUCCACUAAUGUCUCCACUACUGCCUCCACUACUGCCUCCACUACUGUCUCCACUAAUGUCUCCACUACUGUCUCCACUAAUGUCUCCACUACUGUCUCCACUAAUGUCUCUACUAAUGUUGCCACUACUGCUGCUAAUGUCGCUAAUGUCACAGUGACAGCAACAGCAACACUCAACACAACUACUGGAAAUGAAUCAGUUUCUGUUAUCCCUUCAGAGAGACCAACAACCAAUCAAACAGCUGAAAGCAGUGAGAGCCAAGCCAACGCGCUGCUUGAGCGGACAACAAAUGUGUCCAAACUGAACUCCAGUCAGGUGGAUCAGCUGGUAUCACAGCUGGAGAAUCUUUUGGCGGGCCCCAACAUCAGCCUGGCUCUGGGAAACACUUCCAUCAACAUCGUCAGCAAUCUGCUGGGCGCUACUCCUGAAACGCUGGCCGCCUCCUCCAACAGGAUCAUAGGGAUUGUUGAUACAGUGGGACUGAAGCUGCUCCUUGAAGAAACAACUGAGACACUCUUGUCGCCGGCUGUAGCUCUUUCUGUGAAAGCAGCAGAUGGCAGUAAUUUCCAAGAAACAUUUUUUUCCAUCUCAGAUCCCAGUGAUGUGCAGGUCCGCGGGGAUCCGAGGCACAGGAGGAGUGCGAGAAAAGACUCCUCGAUCCCACAGGGCUCCAUCAGGCUGCCCCCCUCUCUCACACAGGACCUAACCUCCGAGGAGCAGCAGCUGGCCUCCAGAGUCCAGUUCAACUUCUACCAGAAAAGCACAGUGUUCCAGGACAGAUCUCUGGGAAUACGCAAACUUAAUAGUGGGAUCCUGGGAGCGAGUGUGGCCAACCUGUCGAUCACAGGACUACAGGACGAUGUUAUAAUUCACCUGAGGAACACAGAGCCUGUUCCAGCUAAUUUUGUGGCUACGUGUGUUUUCUGGGACUUUACAUUAAAUAAGGGAUCAGGUGGUUGGAAUCCAAACGGCUGCUCUGUCCGAAACAGCACAGAUAAUGAGACCGUUUGUGGCUGCAACCAUCUAACCAGUUUUGCCAUCCUGCUGGACCUCUCCAGACAGCCCGUAACCAGUCGUAUCCAGGCCACCAUCCUGACCUUCAUCACAUAUAUUGGCUGUGGAAUCUCUGCCAUCUUCCUGUCCAUCACCCUCCUCACCUACUUGGCCUUCGGGAAGUUGCGUAAGGACAUUCCAUCCAAAAUCCUGAUCCAGCUGUGCCUGGCUCUGCUGAUGCUGAACCUGGUCUUCCUGGUAGAUGCAUGGCUGGCACUCUACCCAGAUGCUGUGGGCCUCUGCAUCUCCACUGCCUGGUUCCUUCACUACUUCCUCCUAGUUUCCUUCACCUGGAUGGGACUCGAGGCCAUCCACAUGUACCUGGCCCUUGUGAAGGUUUUCAACAGCUACAUAUCACGCUACAUGCUGAAGUUCUCGCUGGUCGGCUGGGGCGUCCCGAUGAUCGUGGUCAUUAUUGUCAUUGCGAUUGACAAGAAUAACUACGGUCUUGUCUCCUAUGGGAAGUUUGAUGACGGCACUUCUGAUACCUUCUGCUGGCUGAAAAAUGACAAUGCCUUCUACGUGGCAGUGGUGGCCUAUUUCUGUGUCAUUUUUCUGUUCAACUUCAGCAUUUUCAUUGUGGUGUUGGUCCAGCUGUGUCGGUUAAAGAAGCAGAACCCUCACAACGUGCAGCACCGCACCACUCUGCAGGAUGUGCGCAGCGUGGCGGGGAUAACUAUCCUCCUGGGCCUCACUUGGGGUUUUGCCUUUUUUGCCUGGGGGCCCCUUAACCUGCCAUUCAUGUACCUCUUUGCCAUCUUUAACUCCUUUCAAGGUUUCUUUAUAUUUGUGCUACACUGUGCGGUGAAGGAAAAUGUGCGGAGGCAAUGGAGGACCUACUUGUGCUGUGGCAGAAUGAGACUAGCAGAGAACUCAGAGUGGAGUCGUACUGCAACACAGAAGACUGUGAAGAAGGCAUCAGUGACCAGACUCACAUCUCUUCAAUCGUCAAAGUCCUCCCAGUUCAACAACUCAUCCAGCUCUUCCUCCUUCCUUGUCAGUGACUCUUCAGAGCAGUUUCACGGCAUCGGUAGCCCUUUUGAAGACAGAGCAAUCACCGCUGAUGAAGACCACAACAGGGAUGUGAUCCUCAACGAGAUCAACAGGCAGCACAGACACCAAUCAGCACCCUGAUCUAAACAAAAAAAAGGAACAGACUGUUUAAUGGCUGUUACUUUAAAUUUUUUGUAUAUAAUGUAAAUGACUAGAGAGUAAUUUAUGGACUGUUUAUGUACUUCAAUACAUUUGCUACUGAUUUUGAACGAAAAACUUUAUUUACAAAUAACAUAAGGUUACAGUUUUUCAAUGAAAUAAAAAUUGUGAGUCUGCUUGCAGACAUAGAUGACCAUU